CAUCCACUUGUCAGAUAACAGGCCUGCUCGCCACUCUUUUGGUUGCCAACCAGAGCAUUGCAACUAGUAAAACCAUGAAAGAUUAGAGUUACAAGGUUUCCUAAAGAGCCGUGUGGGCCUGGAACAUCAUCAAGAAUGAGUGGAGGACCGUGAAGACCUGGAACAUCAUCAAGAAUGAGUGGAGGACCGUGGUUUAUGGUUCGUCGAUGUUGCAAAGCCAAAAUAAUCGUGAAACUUUUACUGAAUGAAUGCUGAAAAGAUUUUCUCAUUUGAAGAUAAAGGACAUCAUCUUACAGUAAAAAUCCCUGAAGUUGUUCAUCCUCAGUAUGGGAUGUUCACCUGGCCUUCGGCACCUGUAUUGGCACAGUAUGUAUGGACAAACCGUGCACAGAUUCAAGGAGCAACUGUCAUCGAGCUUGGUGCUGGUACAGCAUUACCAGGAAUUGUUGCUGCACUUUGUGGGGGCCAAGUUAUAUUGACUGACAAAGAAGACUACCCAGAAUGUCUUGAGAAUUGCAAGAAGAGUUGCUAUGCUAACAGCUUAACAUCUGUGGAUGUUGUGGGAAUAACGUGGGGAGAGUUUUCACCUAAUGUGCUAAAGCUUCCAAAAGCUGAUGUCAUUCUGGGCUCAGAUUGCUUCUAUGAUCCCAAAGAUUUUGAUGAUGUUUUGGCUACAGUUUCCUUUCUGCUUGACAAAAAUCCAUCUGCAAAGUUUUGGACAACAUAUCAAGAGAGAAGUUCUAAUUGGUCUAUAAAGAAUCUAUUAUCAAAAUGGGGCCUAAAGUGUGUUCAGAUUCCCCUAGAAUCAUUUGAUGCUGAUGACGAAUUUGUUGGUGGAAGCUCAAUGUCUAGCAAACACACCAUCCAGAUGUUAGAAAUCAAUAAAGAGUGAGAUCUUUAUGAUGACUGGUUAAAUAAUGGGCAACUUUGAUGAUGGGGUGGCAAUCUUGGAUCACAGGGGGCAAAUAAAGCUUUGUUACAGUAAUGAUGUUGAUUGAUAGUAACAGCUCACCACAAGAGAAUAAAACAAAAGAUAAAUUAAGGUGGGGUAUCCAUCACCUUAACAUAUAACAGAAAGACAAACACACAAAACUCUAUAUAUUUUCUGACAUCUUUGUUUUGUUUUGCCCCCUGGCAAGACUGGCACUGUGUCAUCGAAGUAGUCCAUUAAUGUAGUUGGUUCAAGGUUUGGUCAAGAAUUCAGCAGCAUUGUCAGCUACAGUAUGUAUACCAUAGGAAUUGAACACUGAUGUUGCAGCAUCCAACAGAAUGACUUGCAGGAGAUAGUAGAACAAGCCCUGUCAUACGGGAGGACAACUCAUUUCAAGGAUCACAUCACUCUUUCUUGGUACUUGUAGCACUUUCUGAUGUUUGAUGAAGAGGAACUUUGAAAACUCUGAUGUGAAUGRCUGAGUUCGUUCUGAUCUUAGAAUGACUUUCAUGCUCCUGAAAYAAAAGGAUAUAAUAAACCAAUUUAUUUUAGUCAACUAAAAAUGUCCAAAAUAAAUAUUAAUAAAUAAAUUGAUACAUUAUUGUAACUUUGUUUAACUUUACCUGUAUCCUAAUUAUUAAAUUUGUUAGCAUAGUUUUUUUUUGUUAGUUUUUUCUUCUUCUUUUGUGUGUGUGUGUGUGUGUGUUUGUACUCCAAAUCCAAAUGUGUAAAUCUUUUUUUAAGUGAACUCCCUAGAUGAGCUCGAAUGAGAGCUCUUGGAGCAAACUUAAAGAAUUUAUAUGUUUAAAUAAAAAAUAUAAAAAAUU
This is a messenger RNA of Actinia tenebrosa (Australian red waratah sea anemone), 1758 nucleotides long. RefSeq names its product histone-arginine methyltransferase METTL23. Gene Ontology annotation, cellular component: nucleus; cytoplasm. Lineage: Eukaryota; Metazoa; Cnidaria; Anthozoa; Actiniaria; Actiniidae. The record is from RefSeq and is a predicted model, not a curated record.